This is a messenger RNA of Phragmites australis (common reed), 1872 nucleotides long. RefSeq lists its product as uncharacterized. Gene Ontology annotation, cellular component: nucleus. The coding region runs from base 71 to 1543 and encodes 490 amino acids. The transcript has 16 exons. Gene Ontology annotation, molecular function: protein binding. The record is from RefSeq and is a predicted model, not a curated record. Gene Ontology annotation, biological process: rRNA processing. NCBI's taxonomy places the organism in Eukaryota, Viridiplantae, Streptophyta, Magnoliopsida, Poales, Poaceae.
CUAGUCCCCCCCCCCCCACCCAACCUCCCUCCGUCGCCAGUGUCACCAGCCUCCCUCGCCGCCGGCCACGAUGCUGAAGGGGAUGAUCUCGUCGAUAUCCUGGGUGCCCAAGGGCGCCGCCAAGAACGUCCCCGUCGUCGCCGAGCCGCCCACGCAGGAGGAGAUCGACGAGGCCAUCAAGACCUUCACCUUGGACAGAGAUGGCGGGAGUGACGCCGACGAGGACGAUGAUGCUGGAACCAUGGACCUCGACGGUGCCGAGGAGGCGGCGGCGGCGGCGGAGGAGGAGGAGGUCGAUGAGGUCGCCCAGGCCAAGGCCGUAGCCAAUGCGCUCGCAAAGGGGGUUGACGAUGUCGCCGAUGAGCUCAGCGAGCUCAACAUGGAUAAUUACGACGAUGAGGAGGAUGGGCUCGAGAUUUUCAGUACCGGGUUGGGGGACUUGUACUAUCCAAGCAACGACAUGGACCCGUAUCUCAAUAACAAUGACAAUGAUGAUGACGACGACGAUGAGGAGAUCGAAGACAAGACAAUCAAGCCUACCGAUUUUGUUGUCGUUUGUGCGCACAGCGAGGAUGAUAUCCACUCUCUUCAGGUCAAUAUACUUGAAGAAGAGGAUGGCGAGCAGAAUAUGUUUGUGCAUCAUGAUGUUCCACUCCCAGAUUUUCCACUCUGCACAGCUUGGAUGGACUUCAAUCUCAAGGGUGGUGACAAAGGGAAUUUUAUAGCUGUUGGAACCAUGGAUCCUGCAAUCGAAAUAUGGGAUUUAGAUAUGGUUGAUGAGGUGCAACCUCAUAUGGUGCUAGGAGGACUUUCAAAAAAGAAGAAAAAGGAAAAGGGCAAAAAGGGGAAAAAAUACAAGAAGGGAAGCCAUAGAAGUUCUGUGCUCGGUCUUGCAUGGAACAAGGAAGUGAGGAAUGUUCUUGCUAGUGCAAGUGCCGACAAAACUGUUAAGAUUUGGGAUAUAGCUGUUGGUAAAUGUGCAGUCACACUGGACCAUCAUGAUAACAAGGUUCAAGCAGUUGCUUGGAGCUGGCAGUCACCUGAAGUUCUUCUUAGUGGAUCCUUUGAUAAAACAGUUGCCAUGAAUGAUAUGAAAGAUGGCGGACAGAGUUGCCAUAAAUGGUCUGUUGAAGCAGAUGUGGAAAGCUUAGCUUGGGAUCCACACAAUGAACACUUAUUUGUUGUUAGUCUUGAAAAUGGGAUGGUUCAAGCAUUCGAUAAGCGGACAGCUUCAUCAAAAUCUUCUGGCCGGCCCAUGUUUACCCUGCAUGCACAUGAAAAGGCUGUUUCUUCCAUCUCCUUCAGUCCGUCUGCCCCUAACUUUCUUGCAACAGGUUCAACUGAUAAAAUGGUGAAACUCUGGGAUCUAUCAAACAACCAGCCGUCAUGUGUUGCCUCUAUGAACCCAAAGCUUGGAGCUAUUUUUUCGGUAUCAUUUUCAAGUGACAGUCCCUUCUUGUUAGCCUGUGGAGGAUCAAAAGGCAAACUGAAAGUCUGGAACACUCUAACGGAGCCAGCAGUAGCUAAUAAAUUCGGCAGAUAAAAGUGCAGGAAAUUUCAUCGGCACUGAAGAGUGAUGCUUGUGGCGCCAGAAACACAAUAGCAGCCAAAAUUUGGUGGCACAAGUCCUUUCCGGCUUACACGCUACACAUGCUUGGGUAGAUUGAAGUUAUGGUGAAAGUUUUGCCUAUGUGAUGAAAGCCCAAUUAUGGUAUUAUGGUGAGUGAAUGAAAUCAAAGCAUUGUGUUAUGUGUUUGGUGCUUGUACAACGUCACACUGGGCAAGGUUUUGGAAUGGAACUGUCUAGUUAUGACGUAUUGUGAGUUGUGACUCCAUUUUCAUUCAAGUAAAAAAGAACGUUAGUUGUUGAUA